This is a messenger RNA of Bursaphelenchus xylophilus (pine wood nematode), 6490 nucleotides long. The record is from the annotation of a GenBank genome assembly. NCBI's taxonomy places the organism in Eukaryota, Metazoa, Nematoda, Chromadorea, Rhabditida, Aphelenchoididae.
AUGAAGCUCCCAAUUCUCGUCAUCGCCUUAAUUUCGGAGACUUUGGCUCAAGGUAAUGGCCCCUUCAUAGCAGAGUUCCUCUUCAAUUGCCCUGACCUGGCCGAAUACAUGCCUGAGGGUGUAAAACACGCCAAGGUUUUUGGAUUCGAGAACUUCGGAAAACCGCAUCUUCAUAACUACACAUUUGACUUUGAAAGAAAACAAUGGAAUGCAUCCGAGUGGGGUUUUUGGCUUUUGAAAUUCAACCGACUUCGAAAUUUUGAGGCGAACAUUAAAAAAAACAAAAUUAAUUUUCGUGAUUUCAGGCCUGUUCGUUUGGCUCCUCCGGGUGCAACGCGCGGUUACUGGGCAUUCUUUUCCGAGAAUUUCGACCGAAUUGCAGUUACGCACUUGGUUGACGGGUAGGUGUUAAAGGUGGGUUGUCGCAGCAAAAUGUCUCGUCGAAAGAACGGUGCAGUCGCGCACCCAAAUCCCCAGCCGCGGCUAGCCGUCGCAAAGCGAUGAUGGGCGAUUCCAAGGCGCGACGACCACCGUUAUUUUCCCGACAGACUCAUAACCAGAAGUUCUGGCAUUUUUUUCUUCAAGUGCGUCGCUCAGAUUUUGAUGAAACUCGUCAAAAAUUAGGAUUUGAAAAAGAAAAAAAAAAAAACCAAAAAAAAAUGUUUUUCGGGGCUAAGGUAGUACAACCCCCCAGUCCAGUUCAGCCCCCCUUGACCCAGUAUAAACCCCGUCAUCCAAUCUGAAGCGCCUACUCGGGAUUGAGUUUUCUCGGCUACGAUCAGCGUUGCCUGAACCACAAGAACGACCAAAGCCCCUGUUUUUCUUUUUGACCGCUCUCCGCGUUUCGCGUGCUCUCUCGGCUGCAAAGAUUAUUGAAUAUCUCGGCUGCGCCUGCAAAAGGCAAGCUAAAGAUUUGAGGAGUUGAUAUGUGGCCAAUGCCAGAAGUGUGUGUAAAAUUUAAAUAAAAUCUGAGCGUCGCACAUGGAAAAGAUGCAAGAACAAAAAAAUAAAAAAAAAUUGUUUUCUUUGUUAAUUUUUUUUAUCAUUUUUAGCAAAAUUUUUUAUUACUGGCUAGACACGCCUGACCAAACUUUGGAACUGCCUGGAAAUAACAGAUUGUUUCAACGGGUCUUUAUGAUUGGGACAGCGGUGUAUUAUUGGGUGGAGGAUGACACAGGUAAUAAGGAUCAGUUUCUCCGGAGUUGGGGCAAACCCGGCGAUGCCGAACGGAUUUAUGAACGCCCAUCGUGGACGGGUGGCGGCAAAAAACUCUACCUCUACCUGCUCUACCUGCCCGAUGUGGAUAUUAUGUAUUAUUUGAACCUCGACAGGGAAUGUAUGCAGCUUUUUAAAAUUGUGGCGGAAGUAAGGAAAUGAAAAAAAAUUGAUUGUAAGGCAAAAAUACCAAGAUAUUGUAUUUGUUAUAUAUAAAAAAAAGAUUUCUUUUAUUAUUUUAGGGGAUUUACGAACAGCCAUGCGACAAAUCUAUUGGAAUUUACGCCAGAGCCAAACCAGGCGUGAUUUAUCCGCUUGUAAGUUGUUUCAUUUUUUGUGAAUUUUAACAAUAUUUUAGUCCAAAUUCGCAUGGCUUGGAAGAAACUGCGUGUUCGAUUACAAAAGCUUUUUUCCAUACCUCGCACAACAUGCCUUUGCGUAUAUCCGUUUUGACUACCAACCGCCCACGGUAGGUGCAAAUUAUUUUUAUUUUUUAUGCACGGUGCAAGGCAAAGUAAUCAAAAACUUACGAAUUUUGAAAAAAUUUUUUCGCAUAGUUCAGAUGCAAUUUUUUGAUCUCUCAACCCGUGAAAUCUUUGAUUGCACAGUGCGAAGAAACGUUUCGAGAUUUUUCUGCACAGUGCGGUUUUUGCAAAACCUUGGGUUGCAACCCCCUUGAUUCUGACAAGUUUUUGCACUGCAAUUUUUCACGCAACUUUUUGAUCGCUCAAUUCAUGAAAUUCUUUGAUUGCACAGUGCGAAGGAAAGUUUCGGGACUUUUUGGACCACACCAUGCAAAAUUUGGCUUAAUUGCACAGUGCGAAAAAGAUUUCCUAUUGAAUGCACUGUGCGAAAGGCAAAGAAAAAACAUUCUGAGCCGCACAGUGCACGCUGUUUUUUUUUUUUGAUUGCAAGGAAAAAAAAUUAAAAUUAAAAUGUUUUGCUGGAAUUGUAAGCUUUAUUUAGGCAACAACGACCACCACAACCACGACCACCACGACCACUACGACCACCACGACCACUACGACCACCACAACUACCACUACCACGGUAUAUUUUUUUGCAAAUUUCUUUAUUUACUCUGCGACACAGUAUUGUGUUGACUGCACAGUGCAGAAAAAAGUUACGGUUCAAAUGAUGCUGUAAGGUUUAUUUUCAGACCACCACAACAACAACGACCACCACUACCACGACUCCAACAUCUACUACAACUACAGUACCUUCUACGGUAGGUCGGACAUUGCUAAAAAGGCCACCCCAAAUUUUUUGAUUUUUAAAAUUUGCACAGUGCGUUAUUUGUUGACGAACGCACUGUGCAUUGAAAAUUCCGUUGCACUGUGCAGUCAAAGCCAUUUUUAUGUUUUAUUUUUAGACUACCACAACAACAACGACUACCACUUCCACGACUAGCACUCCGACGUCUACUACAGUACUCUCCACUGUAAGUUUAUGGCAGGGCUCAAGUUUGAAUUUCGAACUGGAUUUUUCUGACUGCACAAUGCAGUAAAAAGAGAAAAAUUGUAAUUCAAAUUUUUCUGUAAAUGUUAUCACUAAAUGAGAAAACUCCAUUUUAGACCACCACAACAACAACGACCACCACGACUACUGCUCCGACGUGUACUACAGUGACCACUACGGUAUGUUUAUGGCUAAUGACAUGUAAUGCUCAGAAAUCACUGCGCAGUCAAGAUUUUUUUAUCAUGAAAAAAACUUUGCUUUGCUUUUGUCACUGUACCGUGCGAUGGAAAAGUUUUUUUCCCAUUCUCCGAUCCACAGGGUUCACAGUGCACAAAAUGUGUACUGCACAGUGCGGAAUUUUUCACAAAAUUUUGUACAACCUUUUUUUGCUGCGCGAUUUUUUUUGACUGCACCGUGCAAUCGGAAUUUUUCCUCACGGUGGAGCUUUUGUGAACCUUUGGGUUGUGACCCCGCUCGAUUGUGACGCAGAAAUUUUCAGACUACAACAACAACAACCACCACGACGUUGACCAAGUCUACAAGUACAUCAUCCAUUAAAGUACCGCCGACUCUAUCGCCAACAACAAUUGAUCCCAGUGCCAAGCCAAGUACAAGUAAUAUGUCUUACGUCAUCACAGCGUUGCCUGCACAGUAAGAUAUUUUUGAGCAGGCCAACGAUUUUAAAGCCCUUCGAAACGUAAUAUGAUCGUCUAUUUUUAGCUUCGAAGAAUUGGUGGGGUCAUCGAACAACACAACUAUCUACAUCACUGUUGGCUCGAUCCUCGGCUUGCUCGCCCUUCUCUUCCUUAGUUCCAUUGUAAUUGCGGUGGUCUAUAGAAGAAGGAAGGAUAGGGUAAAGAACUUGUUUAGGCCGCAUAAACGCACCGGGGUUUUAGAAAGAAAAGGCAAAUGAGAGAAAGUUCAAAGCCUCAGGCAAACGCCGUCGUAGGUCGAAGAGAAAAUUGACAAAGACGAGUGGUACUGAUGUCGGGACAAAGACGGAUACUCGCUCUUCAAUGGGAAAUAAGAAGUCGUCUAAGGUAAGGGAGGAAAUUUAAAAAAUUUUGAGACUGCACUGUGCAACCAGAAAAUAUAUUUUUUUUGCACUGUGCGGCAAAAAUUUUUCUGCACGGUGCAGUUGGAAUUAAAAGAGAGUUUUUUACAGAUUGAAGCUUCUCAUAACAAGGGCCGGACAUUUCGAAAAAACGACCAACUCAGAAUCUUUUGAUAUUUUGCAUAGUUGUUGCACUGUGAUAGCUGUACGUCAGCGUGAAUUUUUAGUUUCUGAAACUACCGUAUACGGGGGUUACGGUAGGUACAAUUUUCACAAAGAUUGGGUUCGUGUGUAAAAACCCCGAGGGGUAAAAGCACAAAACCUUGCUGUUGUACGCUUUGACCAUGGGGAACAUUUUCAUAAUUGACAACUUUACCAUUGGAUGUUGCCUUCGACUACUUUGAAAAAUACCAAAGUAUUUUUCAAAGGCAUUCUACUUGUCUCAACUUUUGAAACCUCUCAAAAAUACUUUGACAUAGGUGUAACAACAUAUCAAAAAUGCGCGAAAAUAAAAGGGGUGGUUUUGGAGUUACGGUACUUUGAAGGCAGCCGGUACGGUAUUUCAAAAAAUCAUUUUUUUCAAAACCGGUGUGGAAGACCCGCAAACCUUGCCAAAAUACGUUUUCGACCAUGGCGAACAUUUUUGUAAUUGACACUUUUUCUGUAGGAUGCGGCCUUCGACCGCUAUGAGAAAUGUCAAGAUACCAUGAUCAAUAUAACUUUGCGGCAUUCUACUUGUCUCAACUUUUGAAACCUCUCAAAUAUACCUUGACAUGUAUGCAACAACAUAUCAAAAAUGCACGAAAAUAAAAGGGGUGGUUUUGGAGUUACGGUACUUUGAAGGCAGCCGGUACCGUAUAUCAAAAUUUCAUUUUUUCUAAAAUUGACGUAGAAACCCCGCAAACCUCGUCGAAAUACGUUUUCGAACCUCGCGAACAUUUUUGUAAUUGACACUUUUUUUGUAGGAUGCGGCCUUCGACCGCUAUGAGAAAUGUCAAGAUACCAUGAUCAAUAUAACUUUCCGGCAUUCAACUUGUCUCAACUUUUGAAACCUUUUAGAAACACCUUGACAUAUGUGUAACAACAUAUCAAAAAUUUAGGAAAAUAAAAGGGGUGGUUUUGGAGUUAUGGUACUUUGAAUUUUGGACAUACAGUACACCUCGAUUUAUUCUCGGCUCAACUUUACGUAGAUUGUCUUAAAAACAAAAUGUAAUGUUCUAUGAAUGUUGUACGACCCUCAAAAACUAUUUUCACCAGGAAACUCAGAAAAUUUUGGCCUAAGCAUACUGUAACAUAUCGUGCGCAGAUAAUUGGUUACUGUAACAGCAAGAUCAGCGAUUUGUUAAAUGUUUUGUACCGAUUACCACGGUGUAGAGUCGUGUGUGCCAUACGACAGUAAAAUCUUCCAAAUUCAGACAUCAGCAUCACAACAAAAGUUCGGUGUACUGUAUGAUCAAGAUUAAAAGUACCAUAACUCCAAAACCACCCCUUUUAUUUUCCUAAAUUUUUGAUAUGUUGUUACACAUAUGUCAAAGUGUUUUUAAAAGGUUUCAAAAGUUGAGACAAGUUGAAUGCCGCAAAGUUAUAUUGAUCAUGGUAUCUUGACAUUUCUCAUAGCGGUCGAAGGCCGCAUCCUACAAAAAAAGUUUCAAUCACAAAAAUGUUCGCGAGGUUCGAAAACGUAUUUCGACGAGGUUUGCGGGGUUUCUACGUCAAUUUUAGAAAAAAUGAAAUUUUGAUAUACGGUACCGGCUGCCUUCAAAGUACCGAAACUCCAAAACCACCCCUUUUAUCUUUGUGCAUUUUUGAUAUGUUGUUACAUGCAUGUCAAGGUACAUUUGAGAGGUUUCAAAAGUUGAGACAAGUUGAAUGCUGAUAAGUUAUAUUGUUCAUGGUAUAUUGGUCAUUUCCCAAGUAGUCGACGACUGCAUCCUACAGAAAAAGUGUCAAUUACAAAAAUGUUCGCCAUGGUCGAAAACAUAUUUUGGCAAGGUUUGCGGGUCUUCCACACCGGUUUUGAAAGAAAUGGUUUUUUGAAAUACCGUAUCGGCAACAUCCAAAGUACCAUAACUCCAAAACCACCCCUUUUAUUUCCGCGCAUUUUUGGUAUGUUGUUACACACAUGUCAAAGUAUGUUUGAGAGGUUUCAAAAGUUGAGACAAGUAGAAUGCCGAAAAGUUAUAUUGGAUAUGGUACCUUGGUAUUUUUCAAAGUAGUCGAAAGCUAUAUCCUACGGCGAAAGUGUCAAUUAUGAAAAUGUUCCCCAUGGUCAAAAACGUAAAACAGCGAAGUUUUGUGUCUUUACUCCUUGGGGUUUUUACACACGAACCCAAUCUUUCUGAAAAUUGUAUCUACCGUAACCCCCGUAUACGGUAAUUUCUGAAACUAAAAAUUCGUACUGACGUUCAGCUAUCAUAGUACAACAAUUACGCAAAAUAUCAAAAGAUUCUAAGUUGGUCGUUUUUUCGAAAUGUCCGGGCCAUCCUUCGAGUUGUAAAAAACUCUCUUUUAAAAUAAAAUAUUUCCUUGUUGUUUGCACGGUGCAGGCCAAUUUGAUGACUGCACUGAAGCGAUGGGUAAUGAUUUUUUGCACAGUUCCAGAUCUUUUUUUUUGCAUUGUUACAAAACAACACUGAAAAAAAUCAUUAAAAAUUUUUUUUUCAGAAAGCCAAGAAGAGAACUAAGUCGGUCGAUCGCUCUGUUCCGACCCAUAAAACCUCAUCGCUUAGGUUGAAGAAAGCGGAAAGCCGAGAUUAUCCCUAA